AUGGAUACCCCGUCGUCGACGUGCGACGAGGGCUCCGAGCUCGACGCGCGCUCGCAGUCCGACUACGCCGACUUCGACGACCUGGACCGCCCGCCGCGGGGCCGACACCGCCGGGAGCCGUCCUCCGACGUGUCCUCCGAGUGCAGCGGGGAGCCCGGGAGCCCCUACGGCCCCUCGCCGUACCCGCGCUGGCCGUUGUGCACGCUUGCCACGAGGGCGCCACCGCCGGCCGCAGCGCUGCUCAAGAGGCUCAGCACCACGCGGCGCGGCGGCGGCGGUGGCGGUGCCGGCGGGCGUGACGGGAAGCCCGGCGACGGUGAGCUUCAGCUGAUCAAGGAGAGGUUCUCCAAGCUUCUCUUGGGCGAGGACAUGUCGGGGAGCGGCAAGGGGGUCUCGACCUCCGUGGCCAUCUCCAACGCCAUCACCAACCUCUAUGCGACUGUCUUUGGGAGCUGCCACAGGCUGGAGCCCCUGCCGCCGGAGAAGAAGUCCAUGUGGCGGCGGGAGAUGGACUGCCUCCUCUCCGUCUGCGACUACAUCGUCGAGUUCUUCCCUUCCAAGGAGAUCUUGCACGACGGCACCACCCGAGAGGUGAUGGCGACCAGACCGCGAUCCGACAUCUACGUCAACCUCCCCGCCCUCGAGAAACUCGACGACAUGUUGCUUGAGAUUCUGGACAGCUUUCAGAAGACUGAAUUCUGGUACGUCAAUGACAAGGGGCAGAAAGAUGAUUCCGUCACGACGCCGUGCCGUCCAGUGAGCCACCGCGGCGAGGAGAAGUGGUGGCUGCCCGUGCCGUGCGUCACCAAGCCCGGGCUGACGGAGACGGCGCGGCGAGACCUGCAGCAGAAGCGCGACUGCGCGAGCCAGAUCCACAAGGCGGCCAUGGCCAUCAACAAUGCCGUUCUUGCGGAUAUACGGAUCCCCGACCUGUACAAGCAAGCACUACCCAAGUGCGGGCGGGCCAGCGUGGGGGACCUGAUCUACCGGCACAUGUCGUUCCCGGGCAAGUUCUCGCCGGAGUACCUCCUGGACUGCCUGGAGAUCUCGUCGGAGCACGAGGCCCUGGAGGCGGCAGACCGCGUGGAGGCGGCGAUGCACGUGUGGCGGCGGAAGGCGAGCCAGAGUCACUCGAGGUCACCAUGGAGCGCGGUCAAGGACCUGAUGGAGUCCGACAAGAACGUGAUGCUGGCGAGCCGCGCCGAGGACGUGCUGCUCUGCCUCAAGCAGCGGUUCCCUGGCCUCUCGCAGACCACGCUCGACGCCAGCAAGAUCCAGUACAACAAGGAUGUUGGGCAAGCAAUACUAGAGAGCUAUUCGAGGGUGCUGGAGAGCCUGGCGUACAACGUCGUAACCUGUACAGAUGAUGUUCUCUUCGCAGAUGAAGCCGCCAAAAAGAUAGCAUGA
Messenger RNA from Miscanthus lutarioriparius, 1407 nucleotides. The record is from the annotation of a GenBank genome assembly. NCBI's taxonomy places the organism in Eukaryota, Viridiplantae, Streptophyta, Magnoliopsida, Poales, Poaceae.